Molecule: messenger RNA, 471 nt
Organism: Paramecium octaurelia
Lineage: Eukaryota; Ciliophora; Oligohymenophorea; Peniculida; Parameciidae
Source: the annotation of a GenBank genome assembly
AUGCAUGAAUAAAUUUCCAAAGUAAGUAAAAAAAUUAAAAAACAAAAAUUCACCUUUACUUAAACGACAACAAAAAAAAACGUUGAGGAUUAGAAAAAUGUUCUAUAGUUGCAAUAUGUUCAGCUAUCAAAAUAAUCCAAUUACCAUAUAUUGAGAACAUAUAAUAUUAAAUGUUCUUAGAAAAGGAACUCGAUUUUAUUUAACUAAAAAUUCUAUAAAGAAUCACACAAACUCAGUAAGUAAGUUAAAUUUUAUGGUAAAAAUGAGAAUUAUGAUUAAUUUAUCUCUGGUUCGUUUGAUGGAAAAAUCAUUAUAUGGUCACCGAACAAAUUAGAGUAAAGUCAGAUUCAAUAAAAAUAAUGGAGUGCUUAAUUUAUUUGGUUAGGGCAUGCUUCUUAUGCGAACUUUUAAUUUUACAAAAUGAAGAACUUUUUAUCUCUAGAAAUUGCGAUAAAACUAUUAAAGUGUUGA